CCGAUAUUGAGCAAAAUGGCUUCCUUGUUACGAAAUACGGUUUACGGCCGUCUGACAGUCGCUCUUGGGUCAAGCUUUCAAAAUGGCCUGUUGCCCGCUGCAGUUCUGGGCUUGCCGAUGUGGCCCCCUGCUCGGCGGUCCAGAAAGAGCUUUCUGUUAUACGCAGUAUACACCCCAGACCAAGGCGCCUCUUUUGGAGCGAAGAGAGAUCCACCGACCAAGCAACAGCUUCGUCGCGAGCGCUCAGCCGGAGUACGUACAGUGACCACCAACUAUGGCCUGGGGAUUUGCUAUUUAGGAUUCGAAGGUUACACGAUGUCCAAAAAUGGGAGCCUCACUUCCUUCUGGUUGCCGGCCAAUCAAAAUGUGGUGUCAAUGUUCAAUUUCUUCCGACGUCAUUAGCGACUGGGUUUCUUCCAUGUCGCCUCAUACCGAAAGCCCUCGAUGUUCGGCAGUACCGUCAGAAGGGGCACACGCCAUUCGCGAUUGGCGACACGAAACAGCGCUGUCGAUGCCCGGCCUCGCCAGGACACCUUGCCCCGCCACGACACCUCGUCUUGCGCUUUCCUCCGAGGGACAUGCGAAUCGAAUACGACCCCACAUCACCAUCAGCGACCAGCAUUUGCAGCCUUCCGCCGGGGCUCAUCAGACUGCGCACGUCGUGUUUUACGACGAGAAACGUCAACCAGGGCGUCAAGCAAGAACAGCAAGAGCGGAAAUCAGAUGCAGUGCUUCUGGUUACAACUUGAACGGAUGCGCCAUGAGCGCCGUGGACGACGCGACAGAGUGGGAAGACUCCACCGAAGCUAGCGAGACUUUUGUGGAACGUCUUCGGUUUGUCCGCCGCGUGGAUUUGGGUGGUACGGCAGCCGGUCGUUCUCUGAUCAGGAUCAUGUUGGAGCAGUCUAGGGUUGGCAUCAGAGACAAAGGGGCAGACGCAUGCGCGGCAUAGAGAGGAGGGGCCUCAACGCAGUUGUGUGAUGUAGAUUUAAGUGGACGUGGCUUUGAUUAUUUCAUUGGCAAUCACGCCAUCAGCCUGGACGAUAGGUCCUUGAGAUGUGAC
Colletotrichum destructivum is the source of this 1063-nucleotide messenger RNA. RefSeq names its product Putative Immunoglobulin-like domain-containing protein. Bases 326 to 952 code for a protein of 208 amino acids. The record is from RefSeq and is a predicted model, not a curated record. The transcript has a single exon. NCBI's taxonomy places the organism in Eukaryota, Fungi, Ascomycota, Sordariomycetes, Glomerellales, Glomerellaceae.